AUGGCAGCCAUAAAUGAGGAAAUUCCUGACGCCGUCGACAUUAUCGACAUCCCUAGAUCUCAGCGGCGCAUGCUGUACAAAGUGCCAGUCCAACUGCGACGCGACAAGACGCACAUUUAUGAGCCAGCAGUUGUUUCGCUCGGCCCAUACCACCACCGCCGGGAUUCACAGCUGAUGCUGGUGGAGCCAUUCAAGGACGAGCUACGAGAUAUUGUUUGUGGAGGCGCUGACCGAAAACGAUCCCGUCUAAGCAACAUCUAUGAGCGGAUAGAUGAAAUUCGUCAUUUCUACGGCGGAGCAGAUGGCUACACUGAUGAGGAAUUGACUGACAUGAUGCUUCGCGACGCUUGCUUCCUCAUAUGCUUUAUGCGCAGAUUAGCUGUGAGUGGGGCAGGAACUUACUACCGGAUGCGUGAACGUAUGGGAGUCUCUGCUAUGUUGUUCGUGUCAUGUGACAUAUUUAUGCUGGAGAAUCAGAUUCCAUUAUGGAUCAUCUCCCUAAUACACCAUCAACACCAAUUAUUGUUGUGCCAGUACUUGAGCUACGCUAUUUAUGGGGAUUACAGUAUGACACAACUCCCAUGGACCGAAGGAGAAGAAGAGCCUCUUCACCUACUCGAAGCUUUACGCCGCACCUCCCUUCGCCUCGUUGAGACCCAACAAAAUUCAAGUUUCUUUUGGCGGCUUAUCAACAAAUAUAAUCAACCAAGGGAAUCAUCGAAGAAACUCACACCAAGUUUAUGGCAAGUGGUGGACAGUCCUUUUCGGUCGGUGACAGAUCUGAUAGCAAAGGGUAUUCAUCUCCGGGGGAGUUCACAUUGUUUGACGGACAUCUGCUUCUUCUCCUUCGGCUUGUUCGCUCAACUCCACCUUCCUGUUCUCUUCGUCGGUGAUGAUGACAUAGUGACCUUCUCCAAUCUUAUUGCCCUGGAGAUGUCGCCGGGAACAUACACAGACUUUGGCGUGACAUCUUACAUUAAUUUCAUGAAAACAUUGAUCAUCAAUGCUAAAGAUGUAAAGGUACUGCGGGAGAAAGGCAUACUGAUCAGCGUGUUGGCAAGCGAUGAAGAGGUGCUUGAUAUAUUUAAAAGCAUCGAUACCUAUGGACACUCAAACUUUGGUCUUUUUUGUGAGGUGAAGAUGAGGAUUAAUGAGCACUGCAAUAGCAAAGCCAGGACAUGGAUGGCCGACCUCAUCAAUACCAAUUUUCGGAGCCCAUGGGCUGUUAUAACUCUUGCCGCCGCCACUUUUCUGCUUUGCCUCACUUUUCUGCAAACUUACUUCACAAUCAAUCCACGCAGCUAA
Salvia hispanica is the source of this 1305-nucleotide messenger RNA. RefSeq names its product UPF0481 protein At3g47200-like. The record is from RefSeq and is a predicted model, not a curated record. Lineage: Eukaryota; Viridiplantae; Streptophyta; Magnoliopsida; Lamiales; Lamiaceae.